AUGUUGCAUUCGCACAAAACCAGCGUACGCGCUAUGAACGCACAGAUGGAAGAAUACUAUUCAACUAACAAAUUCUUUUUGUCACAAGUCGGUAGUUGGCCGUAUCAGCGUAAAACGUUGAGAGUGCUGCUACCGUCUCUUUUGGUAACAAUACAAAUCUCUGUCGUCGUGACUGAGAUUCUUCUAUUGCAUGACACUUGGGGUAACAUAGACAUAGCUGUCGAGAGUCUGAUUACCACUAUCCCAGUAGUUGGUUCCAGCGCGAAGUUAAUAAAUAUUGUAGUGAAUAAUGACAAAUUUCAACAAUUGCUGCAACUCAUGAACGAUCAUUGGGAAUUUUUCAACAGCAAAUCCGAACGUCAGGUUUUAAAAUACUACGCAAGCAUUAGUCGAAAACUGACGAAGUAUUACGCAGCAUAUUGUUACACAAUAUUGGUGCUGUAUCUGCUGAUUCCGUUGAUACCGAGAAUCUUAGACGUUGUCGUGCCGUUGAACGAAUCGCGACCGUUGAAGUACGUGUUCCCGGCUGAGUACAGAGUGGACAAGGAAAAAUAUUACUAUCCGAUCUUGGUGCACGCCUACAUGGCGAGCACAGUCACCAUUGUGAGCGUGCUGAGUGUCGAUACCAUGUACAUAGUAUGUGUGUUGCAUGCGUGCAGUUUGUUUACGGCUAUUGGUCACCAACUUGAAAGUAUCGGUCAACGAGCUACUGCUGAAAUCAAUAAUAAUAAUAAUAACAACAACAACAACAAAACAUCGUGCACAAGAUCGUGUUAUUAUCUACUUGUAGAGGAACACGAUUCCGUCGACGAUGCCAAUUGUCACGAUUACCGUGAAAUGAUGACAUGCUUGAAGAAACAUCAAAUCGCAUUAGAAUAUGUUCAGAUAUUGGACACCACGUUCACUUACGCGUCGUUUGUCCUGUUGAUUUUAAACGUGAUGAUCAUGAGCGUGAUCGGACUGCAGCUCCUCAACAAAUUGGACCAUACCGAGGAGGUGAUAAGAUACGUUUGCGUAACCGUGGGCGCGAUCACUCAUCUCGUGUGCAUGUGUUUCCCAGGACAGCUGCUGAUAGAUCACAGCACGGAGGUGUUCGACAAGACAUACGGUUCGCGGUGGUACACGUUCUCCACAAAAAGCAAAAAUUUAUUGAGAAUUCUGCUCUACAGAAGUUUCGUGCCGUGCACGCUCUCGGCUGGAAAGAUGUUCGUCAUGUCACUGACAAUGUGCAGCACGGUGAUGCAUACAGCCAUGUCGUACUUCACCACCUUUUUAUCUGUGAAAUAAAACUGCCACGUGCCCUUUUCUCGUUGUCGUUCAGCGAAAAAUUUUUAGCUUUCAUUGUGCUCGUGAAACACAAGACUUUUU
Pseudomyrmex gracilis is the source of this 1368-nucleotide messenger RNA. Its product is annotated as odorant receptor 22c-like. Gene Ontology annotation, molecular function: odorant binding; olfactory receptor activity. The transcript is spliced from 9 exons. The record is from RefSeq and is a predicted model, not a curated record. Gene Ontology annotation, cellular component: plasma membrane. Lineage: Eukaryota; Metazoa; Arthropoda; Insecta; Hymenoptera; Formicidae. Bases 1 to 1287 code for a protein of 428 amino acids. Gene Ontology annotation, biological process: detection of chemical stimulus involved in sensory perception of smell; sensory perception of smell.